UGUCCUGCUUUCCUGGUUGGGCAACUGAUAAGAGAGAACGGAUCGACUUACGAAAUUCUACGCAUUACCACACUUAAAGGUGAUGAAAGUUAUGUUACCGUAUAUUACGUUUCAACAGAGCUUUAUUUCGUUAUGGGAGAAGGUAUGGAUCAUUGUGUUGUGGCGUUAAACGUUAUAAUCAACAUGUACAGUACAUCAUUGUCCAUACAUUUUCAUUGAUCGCUAAUUCAAGGGGAAUUUGAUUGAACAGCAAGACGUUAGUAUUCAUGGGUUAUCAAGUCCUUAAUUCUCAUGACCUUUAAAUUUAUUGUAAAUUGAUAUAAAUUAUUAUUAUUGCAAAUUAAUAUUAUCUAAAUUAUAGUCAAGAGCCAAUACGUACUAUAGGUGAAUGCUAAUCUGUAAACAUUCUUUGAAAGUUUCAGUAUCUGAUAAUUAAACAAUAGUAAAUUUAACUUCUGAAAACAAACUCAAAAAUAAUCCUGCCGCAGUAAUAAUAACAACUAUGAAAGGAAAGAAGGAAAAUCCUCAAGUAGUCGUAGUCAUUUUCCCUACGAACAUUCAUUGAAAAAACCACAGCUUUUUUUCUUUCUGUUUUUUUUAACUUUAUCAUUUUUCUCUAAAUUAUUGUUUUUCAGAUGUUCAGUAUCGUAGGAUUUUGUUUGAUGGCUUCAUCUCUGUUCAUCUCAUUUACAAUAAAACCAACAGAAGCUAGAUGUUCCCAAACCAGGGAGUUCACUAUAUUGAACUCAAACAACCAUGGUGAAAGAUGCACAAGAUGUCCAAUAUGCCCCCCUGGAAAAGGACUCGCAGUGCAAUGUGGUUCAAAAGUAAAGAAUGGAACUUUUCUUGGUUGUGAAAACUGUGAGAAUGAAACAUACAGUGAUGCUAAUGACACCUCUCACUGUAAGCCCUGUAACCAAUGUGGCUUUAGGAUAAUACACAGGAAAUGCACCUCAAGGCAAAACAGCAACUGUUCAAUGACAAGCUGCAUUCAUGGAUAUUACAUGGAUCAUGUACUAGAUCUAUGUCUACCUUUACCAGUUAAAAUACACACGACCUUGGUAUCAGUGUUAAAAAAAAAAUCACUCACUGAACCAACAGAAAUACCUGUGUCUUACAAUGAGUCUCUAGGGACAUCAGGACCAUCUAGCAAGAAUCUAAAAAAUUCUACAACUACAGCAAGGUCUAAACCUACGAAAAGCAGUACUGUUCAUCACAGUAAGGACAACAGUAAAGUUGGCGUGAUGAUACUAAUAACUGGAGGAUGUUUACUGGUUAUAGCCUUUUUAAUUUACCUGGUCCUCUUCAUUGGAAAAAAGAUGAAACAAUUCCCCUUGUACUGGAGAAAACAUUGCUGUCUUGAUCCUGAGGGAGCUGAGGGAGGUAAGAAUACCUGA
Molecule: messenger RNA, 1397 nt
Organism: Porites lobata
Lineage: Eukaryota; Metazoa; Cnidaria; Anthozoa; Scleractinia; Poritidae
Source: the annotation of a GenBank genome assembly